GGAGAGGCGCGCGGCCCGUCGCCGCGGCAGAGAAACGCGCUGCCAGCGGGAGGGAGGGAGGACUCGGCUCUCGUGUCCGGCGCGUGGUGUGGGUCCGCCUUACCUCGUGGGAAACUACAUUUCCCACAGUGCUCCGCGCUUAGGCUAUGAUGGAGCUACGCGUGGUUGAGCUGGAGAAAAGGAUCCGAGAUCACUUGGAGAAGCUGGGCUUUGAAAUCCACCCGCUUAAGGUAGGGUGGUACAAUGCGGUCCUUUCUCCAGCUUUUCACUUGCCCUACUUGGAUGACACUCUGGCAUUCGUGGUGCUCAGCACUCCUGCUAUGUUUGACAAAGCCUUCAAACCUUUCUUGAGGAAUGGGCCACUGAAAAAGAUUCGUGACCCUGUGGACCAGUGCAUUUCUCAUCACCUCACGUUGCUUAGGGAGAGGCUUGCUGACCAGCAGGUAGACAUCAUGUAUGACUAUGAGUUGCUGCCCAACCGGAAGCCCAAGUUCCUGGCCCAGACAGCUGCACAUAUAGCUGGUGCUGCUUACUACUACCAGAGGAAAGAUGUGCAACAAGAUCCCUGGGGAGAGAAGAAGAUCUAUGGCGUCUGCAUCCACCCACGUUACGGAGGCUGGUUUGCUAUCCGGGCUCUCUUGCUUUUUCCGGGUGUUGAGGUGCCUUCCUUGCUGCAGAAAACUCCUGUUGAUUGUGUGACAACAGAGGAAAAGAGAAUAGAACUUCUGGAGAAGUUCAAUUUCCACUGGCGGGACUGGAGCUAUCGGGACAUUACUGAAGUGAAGGAGAAGUACUCGGAGGAGCAGAAAACGUACUUUGCAACUCCUCCAGCUGAACGGUUAAAAUUGCUGACUCUGCAAGGAGGAUUGCAAAGGAAUGCAAUACACUGAGUUGGUGUUCUCCUGGCCCAAGGGGGACUCAUAGCCUAUUCUACUGUGUCCACUUCCAUGGAGGGAGAGAUGGGUGGUUUACUUGGGGACCCAAGCUGUAGUCCUGGACACACUUGCUAGGAAGUAAGACCCAUUGAACACAGUGGAGCUUUAUUACAAGUAAAUAUGUCUAGGGUUGCACUGUAAUAUUAGUUACACUAAAAGCCUGUGAAUCCAGGUGUAGGAACACUAGUCGUCCAUCCCCCCAUUAUUAUUUUUUAGAGGAAUGUAAUUUUAAAAACAUGCUGCUGUAUUUAAUUUGAGGGUAUUUAAAAAUGCUUUUUGUGUGAGAGAGACUCUGGUAGGUAGUGUAGUUAUUUUUCUUCGGUUAUGAAUUCAGGAGAGAUAUUUUUGUAAAUGGCACUUUUGCUGUCCUGUGGGAGAGAUGCCCCAUGAAGCAGUUGUUUUUGAAGGAUGGUGUUGUCUAGUCCUUAUCAUAGUCUAAAGUCAUUUCAGCUUCUCAACAUUGCUUCUGAGGCUUUGAAAUCAUUGUGUUCCAGUGGUUUCUUUUUCACUUUCCACUCCUGUUCAAAGGACUAGAGCUGUUGUCUAACUCAUGUUGUGAAGGGGAGGUGAUAGUAAAACUGAAGGAAGCAAAA
This is a messenger RNA of Podarcis raffonei (Aeolian wall lizard), 1528 nucleotides long. It is a transcript of the gene MMACHC, whose product is annotated as metabolism of cobalamin associated C. Lineage: Eukaryota; Metazoa; Chordata; Lepidosauria; Squamata; Lacertidae. The coding region runs from base 147 to 890 and encodes 247 amino acids. Gene Ontology annotation, cellular component: cytoplasm. The record is from RefSeq and is a predicted model, not a curated record. Gene Ontology annotation, molecular function: demethylase activity; cyanocobalamin reductase (cyanide-eliminating) (NADP+) activity; FAD binding. The transcript has 4 exons. Gene Ontology annotation, biological process: cobalamin metabolic process.